Messenger RNA from Trichomonas vaginalis G3, 870 nucleotides. RefSeq names its product phage tail repeat-like family. Bases 1 to 870 code for a protein of 289 amino acids. The record is from RefSeq and is a predicted model, not a curated record. Lineage: Eukaryota; Parabasalia; Trichomonadida; Trichomonadidae. The transcript has a single exon.
AUGUAUGUAAGCUAUAAAAAGAAUGAUGGUACACAAGUUAAAGUUCCAUUAGACAACAACUGCUACUUAAACUUAUAUGGAGACGAACAAAAGAAAUAUUUAAGAGUUUAUGAAAUGGCAGAUAUGACAUUGCCUGACCCAGCUCCAGCACCAUAUUAUUAUGACUAUGGAGAUGACGACAGAACACCACAUGUAGAUGAACAAAAGCUAACAUUAUAUUUAGAUUAUUAUAGAUAUAAAAGAUAUAAUGCAAUAGAAAAAACGAGAAUAGUAUAUUAUUAUACAGAUGACAGAAAUAAAUAUUAUAGUCAAGAUUUUACCUACCCUGAAAACAUAAGAUUAUAUUAUAAAAAAUAUUCUGACACAAACCAGAAGAAACCUGAAAUAGUUGCACUAUAUUUUAAGUUCAAAAGAGACAAUCCUAUAAUAUCUCAUAUGUUUGAUUUAAUGAACCCAGUAGGUUCUAUUUAUACAUCUAUGGAAGCAAGAGGUCCUCAAGUAAUGUUUGGUGUUGGUGCAUGGGAACAAAUAGUCGACAGGUUUUUGUAUUGUGCAAACUCUUCAAAGGAAACAGGUGGAAGUAAAACGAUUUCAGGUGAAAAUUUACCUGCACACAGUCACUACAUAGAUUUAAGUACAUCUCAAGCAGGUUGGCAUAAGCAUAGAUAUUGGGAUUGGUCAGGAAUGACAAAAGGUAAAGGAUAUGAUGUUAAAGACGAGGUUAAGUUUGCUAUAAAUUGUUACUGGAGUGACACUCAGGGAGAAGGAAACCAUACACAUUUCGUUUCAGGAUAUACACAAACAACGGGACAAAGUAAAGAAUACAUGCCACAUUACAUGACAGUUUACGCAUGGUAUAGAGUUCAAUGA